CGUGAAGUGGGAGGGGAGUGGGGAGACCUUGAAGGCCGUGCACGCUGGCCCUGCCGAGGGUCCCGGGGGAGAAGGCGGCGCGCAGCGAGCGGAGGGAAGAAAGCACUCUUUUCAGAGCAUCUCCUGGUAUCAGCAGAAAUGUCCUCCUUAAGUGGGAAAGUCCAAACUGUUUUGGGCCUUGUGGAGCCAAGCAAACUGGGCCGCACGCUGACCCAUGAACAUCUGACAAUGACCUUUGAAUGCUGCUACUGCCCCCCUCCUCCAUGUUAUGAAGCUACCUCUAAAGAACCUAUUAUGAUGAAAAAUUUAUUUUGGAUUCAAAAAAACCCUUAUUCCCAUAAAGAGAACCUUCAGCUGAAUCAGGAGACAGAAGCCAUCAGGGAAGAACUGUUGUGUUUUAAAGCCAAUGGUGGGGGGGCUUUGGUAGAGAACACAACUGUUGGCAUUAGCCGAGACGUGAAGACAUUGAAGUGGCUUGCCGAAGAGACUGGCAUCCAUAUCAUAUCUGGAGCUGGGUUUUAUGUGGAUGCAACUCACUCUCCAGAGACCAGAGCCAUGUCAGUCGAACAGCUUACUGAUGUCCUUAUUAAUGAAAUUCUCCAUGGAGCUGACGGAACCAGCAUCAAGUGUGGCGUCAUUGGAGAAAUUGGUUGCUCCUGGCCUCUGACAGAGAGUGAGAAGAAGGUUCUUCAGGCAACAGCUCAUGCUCAGGCUUAGCUGGGCUGUCCUGUUAUUAUUCAUCCUGGAAGGAAUCCCAGCGCACCAUUUCAGAUUAUCCGAGUGUUGCAAGAAGCAGGUGUAGACGUCUCCAAAACAGUUAUGUCCCACAUUGAUAGGACGAUACUUGAUAAGAAGGAACUCCUGGAGUUUGCUCAACUUGGCUGUUACUUGGAAUAUGAUCUCUUUGGGACCGAACUCCUUCAUUACCAAUUCAACCCGGAUAUCGACAUGCCCAAUGAUAAUAAAAGAAUUCGGAGAGUGCGUCUUCUGGUGGAUGAAGGCUACGAAGAUCGAAUUCUGAUGGCGCACGACAUACACACGAAGCAUCGGCUGAUGAAGUAUGGAGGUCACGGCUACUCUCAUAUACUUACCAACAUCGUUCCUAAAAUGUUGCUUAGAGGGAUCGCCGAGAAUGCACUUAAUAAGAUACUAAUAGAGAACCCUAAGCAAUGGCUAACUUUCAAGUAGGAUGGUUGUUUAUGAAUUCACACCUUGAGUAGGAAGCUUGCAGAGAACAUUUUUCAGUGAUCUCAAGCCUGCUAUGAGAUAUUAAUCAGAGCUAUGCAGGACGAAUGACGGAGCAUUUCCUCUUUAUGAGAAUCAGUUGCCUUCUCAGAAACCAGCUAUUACAUUGGUACCUUUCGGAAAUUACUGACCUAAUUGAGCCGUCUUGUUUUGCCUUAAAAUACAUACAGAAGUACCUAUUUCCAAGCAGUGAUUUACAGUCUGUCUCCCCUUUAGUGGAGUUUUGCUUUGUUUUGCUUUCUUAAUCUAUCAGCUGCACUACUUGAGGAAAUUUAAAGCGUUUCUAGUUAAAUUACCCCCUUCUGGAGCAAUCUAAUGUUUCUUGUAAUAUUGAUGAUCCUACUAAUUAUCCUGCUGUUCUUUAAUUAAUGUUUAAUGAAUAAUAUGGCACUUCUGCAGCAAGAGAAGUUAAAUUUUGAGGCCUUCCCCCCCCCCACCAAAGGAUACUGUAAUACAAUCACCAAUUCACAAUGGUAAAAAUAUUGUCGAAGCUUAAUUAUAUAUUAUAGAAGCUGUCUACCUGUCUAUAUUUACUGGUAAUAAAUCAGUUUUGUUGCCUGUGG
Molecule: messenger RNA, 1808 nt
Organism: Hyaena hyaena (striped hyena)
Lineage: Eukaryota; Metazoa; Chordata; Mammalia; Carnivora; Hyaenidae
Gene: PTER
Product: phosphotriesterase related
Exons: 5
Biological process (GO): catabolic process
Molecular function (GO): hydrolase activity, acting on ester bonds; zinc ion binding
Source: RefSeq, a predicted model, not a curated record